This is a messenger RNA of Fukomys damarensis (Damara mole-rat), 5958 nucleotides long. It is a transcript of the gene Dlc1, whose product is annotated as DLC1 Rho GTPase activating protein. The transcript is spliced from 14 exons. The record is from RefSeq and is a predicted model, not a curated record. Gene Ontology annotation, biological process: regulation of Rho protein signal transduction; actin cytoskeleton organization; signal transduction. Gene Ontology annotation, cellular component: focal adhesion; membrane raft. Bases 316 to 3591 code for a protein of 1091 amino acids. Lineage: Eukaryota; Metazoa; Chordata; Mammalia; Rodentia; Bathyergidae. Gene Ontology annotation, molecular function: protein binding; GTPase activator activity; lipid binding.
UGCUCCAGCUGCGGUUGGAAGGGUGCUUUCUUCCUUCCAGAUUUCCAUCCUCGGGGCCAUGGCCGGGCUUCCCCGCAGCAAAAGCAGCCGCCCCAGGGCUCCUUGUCCGGCUCCCUGAGAACUUUCUCUUCUUGAUCUGUAGAGAAAUCCGCGUUUUUUGUGGGGCCUUGGCGAGGGGAGGGAGAGGCGAGCAAGGAUGCGCUGAGAACAGCGAGGGCGCACGUCCUGAGCACGGCCGUGGGUCCAGGUUCAGGAGCUGAGCUGCCUCCUGCUGCCUCGACUUCCCUCCUGCGCGCCGGCCGCUGUCCCCCCUGGAUGUGCCGAGAGAAGCUAGACAUCAUGAUCCUAACACAAAUAGAAGCCAAGGAAGCUUGUGAUUGGUUGCGGGCCACGGGUUUUCCCCAAUAUGCACAGCUUUAUGAAGAUCUCCUGUUCCCUAUUGAUAUCACCCUGGUCAAGAGGGAGCAUGACUUUUUGGACAGAGAUGCCAUUGAGGCCUUAUGCAGGCGUCUAAAUACAUUGAACAAAUGUGCAGUGAUGAAGCUAGAAAUCAGUCCUCAUCGGAAAAGAAGUGAGGAUUCAGACGAAGAUGAGCCUUGUGCAAUAAGUGGCAAAUGGACUUUCCAGAGGGACAGUAAGAGGUGGUCCCGGCUUGAAGAAUUUGAUGUCUUUUCUCCAAAGCAGGACCCAAUCCCAGGGUCCCCGGAUGAUUCCCACCUGAAGAAUGCCAUGAGCCAAGAAAGCAUGCUGACCGACCUCAGCGAGCACCAGGAGGUGUCUUCUGUGCGCAGCCUGAGUAGCACUAGCAGUGUCCCCACCCAAGUGCCCCACAGUGGGGAAGCUGCAACACCCCGGACUAAUUCUGUCAUCAGUGUCUGUUCCUCUAGUCACUUUACAGGCAAUGACGACUCUUUCUGCAGCCUGCCCUCUCCCAAAGAACUGUCCGGCUUCAACUUCAGCAUGAAAGGCCAUGAGAAGAUCGCCAAGUCCAAGACCCGGAGCCUGCUGAAACGGAUGGAGAGCCUGAAGCUCAAGGGCUCCCACCACAGCAAGCACAAAGCACCCUCCAAGCUGGGGCUCGUCAUCAGUGGGCCCAUUCUUCAAGAAGGGAUCGAUGAGGAGAAGCUGAAGCAGCUGAACUGCGUGGAGAUCUCAGCCCUUAAUGGCAACCACAUCAACGUCCCCAUGGUCCGGAAGAGAAGCGUCUCCAACUCCACACAGACCAGCAGUAGCAGCAGCCAGUCGGAGACCAGCAGUGCAGUCAGCACGCCCAGCCCUGUCACCAGGACUCGCAGCCUCAGCACAUGCAACAAGCGAGUGGGCAUGUACCUCGAGGGCUUUGAUCCUUUCAGCCAGUCUGCAUUUAGCAGUGUGAUGGAGCACAACUUUAAGAACCGGGAGAGCUACCCGGAGGACAUGGUGUUCUACAUCCCUGAAGAUCACAAGCCUGGCACCUUCCCCAAGGCUCUCUCCAACAGCAGUUUCUGUCCCACGGGGAAUAACAGCUCUGUGAACUGGAGGACUGGAAGCUUCCAUGGCCCAGGCCACAUCAGCCUAAGAAGGGAAAACAGCAGUGACAACCCUAAGGAACUUCAGAGACGCAACUCCUCCAGCUCCAUGAACAGCCGCCUGAGUAUCUAUGACAACGUGCCAGGCUCCAUCCUCUAUUCCAGCUCGGGUGACCUGGCUGACCUGGAGAAUGAAGACAUUUUCCCUGAACUGGAUGACAUCCUCUACCACGUGAAGGGAAUGCAGCGCAUAGUCAACCAGUGGUCUGAGAAGUUUUCAGAUGAGGGAGACUCCGACUCAGCCUUAGAUUCUGUCUCUCCUUGUCCAUCGUCUCCGAAACAGAUACACCUGGACGGAGACCAAGACCGAGUCACCCCCAGUGACCUGGACAGCACAGGCAACUCCCUAAACGAGGCUGAAGAGCCUGCUGACAUUCCAGAGAGAAGGGACUCUGGGGUGGGGGCCUCCCUGACCAGGUGCAACAGACACAGACUGAGAUGGCACAGUUUCCAGAGCUUUCAUCGGCCGAGCCUAAACUCUGUAUCUCUGCAGAUUAACUGCCAGUCUGUGGCCCAGAUGAACCUACUGCAGAAAUACUCACUUCUGAAGCUGACGGCCCUGCUGGAAAAAUACACACCUUCUAACAAGCAUGGUUUUAGCUGGGCUGUGCCCAAGUUCAUGAAAAGGAUCAAGGUUCCAGACUACAAAGACCGGAGUGUGUUCGGGGUCCCUCUGACGGUCAUUGUGCAGCGCACAGGACAGCCCUUGCCUCAGAGCAUCCAGCAGGCCAUGCGCUAUCUCCGCAACCACUGUCUGGACCAGGUCGGGCUCUUCAGAAAAUCGGGCGUCAAAUCCCGGAUCCAGGCUCUGCGCCAGAUGAACGAGAGUGCCAUGGAUUGUGUCAGCUAUGAAGGGCAGUCUGCUUACGACGUGGCAGACAUGCUGAAGCAGUAUUUUCGAGAUCUUCCUGAGCCACUGAUGACAAACAAGCUCUCAGAGACCUUUCUACAGAUCUACCAGUAUGUUCCCAAGGACCAGCGCCUCCAGGCUAUCAAGGCCGCCAUUAUGCUCCUGCCUGAUGAGAAUCGAGAAGUUCUUCAGACGCUCCUGUACUUCCUGAGCGACGUCUCUGCAGCUGUAAAAGAAAACCAGAUGACUCCCACCAACCUGGCCGUGUGCUUGGCACCAUCCCUCUUCCACCUCAACACCCUGAAAAGAGAGAAUUCCUCUCCCAGGGUAAUGCAAAGAAAACAAAGUUUGGGCAAACCAGAUCAGAAAGACUUGAAUGAAAACUUAGCGGCCACUCAAGGGCUGGCUCAUAUGAUUGCAGAGUGCAAGAAGCUUUUCCAGGUGCCUGAGGAAAUGAGCCGAUGUCGCAAUUCCUACACAGAGCAAGAGCUGAAGCCCCUCACACUGGAGGCGUUGGGACACCUGAGCAACAACCAGUCUGCUGACUACAAACACUUCCUCCAGGAUUGUGUGGAUGGCCUGUUUAAGGAGGUGAAAGAGAAGUUUAAAGGCUGGGUCAACCACUCCACUUCUGAGCAGGCCGAGCUGUCCUAUAAGAAAGUGAGUGAAGGGCCCCCUCUAAGGCUCUGGAGAUCAACCAUUGAAGUCCCUGCUACACCUGAAGAAAUCUUAAAGCGCCUACUAAAAGAGCAGCACCUCUGGGAUGUAGACCUAUUGGAUUCAAAAGUGAUUGAAAUCCUGGACAGCCAGACUGAAAUCUACCAGUACGUCCAGAAUAGCAUGGCACCCCACCCUGCUCGGGACUAUGUGGUAUUGAGAACAUGGAGGACUAAUCUACCCAAGGGAGCAUGUGCCCUUUUACUCACCUCUGUGGAUCAUGACCGGGCACCUGUAGUGGGUGUGAGGGUCAAUGUGCUCCUGUCCAGGUAUUUGAUUGAACCCUGCGGGUCAGGAAAAUCCAAACUCACCUACAUGUGCAGAGCUGAUUUAAGGGGCCACAUGCCAGAGUGGUACACAAAAUCUUUUGGACAUCUGUGUGCAGCUGAAGUGGUAAAGAUCCGGGACUCCUUCAGUAAUCAGAACAGUGAAACCAGAGACAGCAAAUCCAGGUGACUACUGAAGCAAAGCAUCUGAAUCUGCCUGGGUGAUGUCCUAGGAUGUUACCAGUCCUUGGAAGAAUUGGUCUUCAUCUGAUCCCGAAAUACAAUUUGGAGUUUAGAAAUGGACUCUAGUCAUUUGAUACAUUUUUAAAGCUGCUUCCUGUUUGUUUUAGGUCUUAAAUUCUAGACCUUGACUGGAAUAUAUGACUGUGCAAAAGAAAAAUGUACUUGUAUUCUUAUUCAGAUUGCUUCUGAGAAGCAAAGUCCUAAAUACAUUAUGGAAGAAAAUGAAGAUACUUCAUUUUGUUGUGAUACUGGUGUAUGUGUACCUGUGUCAUGUAUUGGCAGUGUGUUGUGGGACUGGUGUAUCCACUGGAAUAGUUGGUACUCAGACAUGUUUUCUCACUGAGAUGAACAAAGAAAGGUUUGCACAGAGGAGUGUGAAUGUAUGUUUAUCGCUGGUUGAAUGGCAUGGGUGUGUAAGUUGGAAUGCGGUGUCUGGCACACUGAAAUGCCUCUGGGAAGCAUGUCGAUGCACCAGGCUCAGUUUAACCUGGACUAUCUGACUACCCAUGGAUCCAUUCAGAAAGGGAACUUGACACCCUUGUCCAUUUAUUCUUUUCCAGGUUGUUAAGCAUAUUAUUUCUCCAUCAACCUCAUCUUUCCCUUAAAGGCAAUUGUAGAUCAUUUUGAUACUCAUUUCACAUGCAGUUUGUUUCUAGACUAGAUUGCAAAUAGAGAUAUAGUUUUAGCUGGUAAAGAUUAGCUGAGAGGUGAAUGUCCUCCUCCCCAUCCUACUGGCUCCAAAGCAUAGGUUUUGUUUUUUUUAUUUUUAAAUGAGAAGUAAAAACUGAACACUCAAAAAGAUGUAUUCCUGAAUUAAACAUCAUUUAUCUGUUGAAAUUCUUUGCAUUUUCUGUUUAUAGCAUAAACACUUUUAAGACACUGUGCACAUUGUGCGUGGAAACAUAGGAAACUAUCUCCCCAAGCAAAUCUCUGUAAAUUUAAUCCUGGCACAAAAGGCUUUUGUGUGUGUGUGUGUGUGUGGUAGCUAUCAACAGCAUUCCUGCAAACUGCACAUAUUUAUUAAUUGGGCUCUGUUCUUAUUAGCAAAUGAGUUUUCUAGAUUUUUUUAUUUUGCUUUUUCUACAUUUCUUUCUCUUCUCUCCUUUAUAAUGCCCUUGAAAUAUAUCUUAGUAAUAUGGGAAGUAGUAAUCAUUAAAAAAACCGUUCAAUGUUUCAGAAGGUUGGUCUUUAUACAGGUUUUACUGGAAUGGUAAAGAUUGACUCAAGACAGUAUUAUUAGUAAAUUUAUUUUGUAUGGAUCCAAAGUGAAUAAUGUAUGAAUGAGAGUUGUAAGAAGGAUUUUUAUUUUGUUAUAACGUAUUUUAGUUACCAUUGUCAGUGUUAUUUCAGAGGUUCUUUGAAGAAUUUUGGGGGUCAGAUUAGAGUUUUUAAAUUUGAGUAUUUUGGAUAUGAGUGUUCCUUGUGAAGAUAUAUAUUCAAUUUUGAUGGCUUCCAGAUUUGUAAGAUUGUAUGUUGUAUAUACCAUUCUAUUAAGAAACAUGUACACAUGUCUGUCCACUGUGCUUUCAGACAUAGAUAAAGCAUGAUAAAGAUUAUUAUUUAAAAUAUACUUGUAUUUAUACCUCAGAUAUUCUUUUGGGCUUUGUACCUCAAGGCUUUUUCCCCUUUAUUGUAAAUACACUUUACAUGAAUAUAGUCUAAGUGAAAAAAAAAUAAAAGGAAGAAGUUUAUAAUUGCUCUAUAUCUGUACAGAAUAUAACCAGUAAGUGCACUAUUAAAUGUUUAACAUAAGGGAAAUGUCUGGCCUUCUUUCCUUUGUAUUGCAUCUUAUUUCCAACCCUUAAAAGCACAGAUUACAAAGUGUAGGAACAUAAGCAUCAACUAAAAUCAAAAGAUUUGUUGAAGAAAAUAGUAGACCGCGAAUCAUUCCAAGGCUAAACUGCAACUGAGCCACUCAUCAAAACAGGAAAUCCUGCUGGAGAUUCAGAAAGCACAGAGACUCUCUCCAAACAAAGGUCCCAUUAGGGAAUUGAGCUGAGAAAGUUAUGAGAAUAAGCAACAGCAAAGCAAAGAUGUUCAUAAGCAAAACCAAGGUCUCUGUUUCACUCCACAAAAGGUCUCUUUCCUACUGCUUAUCUCCCCUAUUGUAAGAAUUCCCUCCACCUUUGACAUGAAAAAGAAUCCAAGGGAUAUGAAUGUUUUCAGGAACUUAGCUUGUGUCACCUACUGCGCUAUCAUCACAUCUUAGCCAUGUGACUAACGGCCUAGAUUGUAAGCUCUUCGAGGGCAGGCGGUGCAUCUCCUACACAUCUUUAUAAUCCUCUACAGCAACUGUCAGUGUUUUGUACUUGUA